Molecule: messenger RNA, 514 nt
Organism: Notodromas monacha
Lineage: Eukaryota; Metazoa; Arthropoda; Ostracoda; Podocopida; Cyprididae
Source: the annotation of a GenBank genome assembly
AAUAAUUUGUCUUCUCCCCAGGGAUUUUAGCGUGUUUUCCUAUUUUCAAAAUUUCCCUCAUGUGGAGGUGAGGUGUUUGUCUUCCGGGUCAGUCAUGUCCCCGUUGAGCUUUCUCAAGAUAGAUGCUGCGGAAGCCGCGUUGAAUGAAUCCCGGACUGCCAAAUGGAAAUUGGCACUAGCACUCGGUGUUCCGUUUGUGGCUGUUCUCGGGGCGUGUUAUUACUGGAGUCGCAGCGACUCGAAAAAGCAGUAUGCCAAGAAACUUAGAAAAGCCGUGGACGACUCAAACAAACUGCAUUUUCCGGCUCCCGGGAAUGAUUCGGCCUCGAAGGUUUCUGGUCCAGAUUUGGCGGAAGCUGUGUCACGUCGUGGAAAUACAUUGUAUCGUUCGGGAAUGUACGCAGAAGCGUUGGAAGAGUUCACGAAAGCCAUUGAUAUGUGUCCACAUUCCGCAAAGCGAGACCUUGCUAUUCUCUACAGAAACAGAGCGUCUUGCUACGAACAAUUGGUGAUU